Messenger RNA from Trichoderma reesei QM6a, 3555 nucleotides. RefSeq lists its product as uncharacterized. Gene Ontology annotation, biological process: nucleocytoplasmic transport; activation of GTPase activity. The record is from RefSeq and is a predicted model, not a curated record. The transcript is spliced from 3 exons. The coding region runs from base 1 to 3417 and encodes 1138 amino acids. NCBI's taxonomy places the organism in Eukaryota, Fungi, Ascomycota, Sordariomycetes, Hypocreales, Hypocreaceae. Gene Ontology annotation, cellular component: cytosol; perinuclear region of cytoplasm; nucleus. Gene Ontology annotation, molecular function: small GTPase binding; GTPase activator activity.
AUGCGAUUAGACAAGUUCAACAAGGCACCCUUCACGCCCAUCAAGUCGUCUCCCGUGGCCACAGUACAGCCGCGAAGCGUACCCAACGAUUCUCCCCUCAAGCUGAGCCCGCAGACGACUGCUGAAAGGCCCGACGUCAAGAGCGAGGCCAACGGCAAGCCGGUCAGCCAAACGCAGCCGAUUCCAGUCAAUGGCUCGAGCGGCGCCCGGCGUCUGAGGGCGGGCUCCGUCGACAAGCAGACCAGCAGCAGCGUGACGCCGCCUCACCGUCGCAACUCGUGGUUCUCCAACAUCUCGGCCAAGUUCUCAGGCUCAGUCCCCCAGGCGAACGGCCAGACGCAGCAGACGGGCAAUCAGCAGCAUGCGCCUUCACAACAGCACCAGCCGGCGGCCCCAACAAACGCAGAACCCGUUGUGCCCAAAAUUACGCCGACCAAGAACGCCGUCCUCCAGCAUGGGUUAAAACCGGAGGGCGACGAGCCAUACACGCCGGCCCCGCCGAGAUCGGGCCAGCCUGGACUGCUCGGCGUCUUUCGGCGCCUUUCUUCCUCAGGCGGUGGAAGCAGUGGUGCUCUUGGCGCUGCCGGCAAAUUCAAUCACGGUCUGGUUGAGCGCCGGAUAUUGAACGUGGACCGGGAUCGAGAAAGAUGCCCGAUUGCAGAGCUCAAGGACAACAAGCUGAGGCGGGUGUCCUUCUUCGUCGACGUCGAGGUUGCGCCCAUGCCAAAGUACGCAGAAACAGAGGCAGACACCGAUUCCAUCGACCACACCCAGAAGAAGAAACUGAGCGAGAAGGGCGAGGGCGAGGCUUUGAAACACCCCAAGGUUGCCGAAGCCCAAAAGGAGGCUUGCUCAUCUUCGACUGAGAAAACCAAAGCCGCUCCAAAGGACAUGACGAGAAAGAAGGAGAAGAAGAAGAGAAGUGAAGAGGAGCGCAAGGCCAGGAAAGAGAAGAGGCGGCGGCUCGCCGAAGAGAGCGGAGCGAUUCCCAUAGAGAUUCACUAUGACAGCAGCGACUCUGCCGAGCUGCACGGUCCCCCCUCCAAGACGAACUCGCCCACAAUCAACCCGGUCAGAAUCUACCGAAGAUGCUGCCAGCUUCGCGAGACCCCCAUUCUCAAGAAGAUUACCGAGCAGCUGAGCGACACGGCCAACAUUCUCCCCAAUGGGUGCGUGAACAAGAUUGACUUGACCGGCUACUUCAUGCAGCUGCAAGAUCUCAUCACCCUGGGCGACUAUCUUGCCGUCGUGUCCGUGAAGGAAGUCAUUCUGCAAAACAGCGGGCUCACUGACGAAGGCGUCAGAGUCAUUCUAGCUGGUCUCCUGGCAGCCAAGCACACAGAGCCGGGGAGGCGGAGGAGGAAUUCCAAUGCCCAUCAUGAGCAUACGAGCGGAGUCGUGGAGAGGGUCGUGCUGAAGGAAAACAAGCUGGGGCCAGACGGCUGGAAGCACAUUUCGCUCUUCAUCUACAAGUGCCGGUCGCUCAAGUACCUGGAUCUCUCGAGCAUCCCCUUCCCCCGCCAAGCUCCCGCCAACCCCAACGGCACGCUUCAGAACGGCGUCCACAUCCCGCUCACCAUUGCCGACAUCUUUUCCAAGGCACUCUCAGAUCGCCCAGCCGGGCCCGCGCUCGAAAUGCUCAGCGUCGGCGAGACGGAGCCCAGCAUGGAGCAGCUGGGCAAGAUCAUCGACGGAGUGAUCAAGUGCGGCGUGAAGCGACUCAGCACUGCCCGGAAUCCCCUCGACAGCGACGGCGUCCAGCACGUUGUGAGGUAUCUGGAGUCUGGAAAGUGCGAAGGCCUGGACCUGGGCGGCAUCGAUCUCAGGGAGCACAUGGACACCAUUGCGGCGUCCAUCAAGGAGACGGAUCCGCUUUGGGCGCUGAGCAUCUCCGACUGCAACCUGACGCCCUCGUCUCUGCGCAACAUUCUGCCCGUUUUGGCCAAGCUGAAGAAUUUCGUCUUCAUCGACCUUUCCCACAAUCAUGAUCUCUUCCAAUCCACGCCGAGUGCUGUUGGUCUUCUCAGAAGAUAUAUUCCCAAAAUGCAAUGCCUCAAGCGGCUGCAUCUGGCGGAUGUCAACAUGACGGCUGAGCAAGCGAUUGCCAUUGUCGAAGUCGUGCCGGAAGCCCGCCAUCUCUGCCACCUGAGUCUGCUGGGGAACACGGAGAUUGUGGCCCUUGCGAGCGCCAAGACGGAGGAAGCGCAAGAAGAAGCCUGCGCCUUGUAUGCGUCGCUGAUGGCUGCCACUAGGCUGUCCAAGAGCUUGAUUUGCGUGGACAUUGAGGUCCCCAGCGAGGAGGCUGGCGAGAUCGUCAAGGCAAUGGCAAAGCAGGUUGUGGCCUACUGCCUGCAGAACAUUGAGCACCUCCACGAUGUCGAGAUCAACGAGGCGGUGGCCACAGCGCUAGCCGAGGCCAAGGGAGAGUCUCUGGAUAGCAAGACCCCGACGUAUCCCGAUGUGCUGGCGCAUCUCGUUGGCCACGACGUCCUAGAGGAGGACGAGCUGGAGGAGGACGGCUCCGGGCCGGACGAGGACUACGUCAUUGGUGGUACCGGCGUUGUCAAGGCGCUUGCGUGCUGCCUCAAGAACCGCGGCGACGAAUCUCGCCGGGCUUCUGGCGAGUUUUUCCGGGCAGGCGGCGUCGAGGAAGAGCAUCUUGUCGGCCCCAAGAUCCCGACGACGAGCGGCAAGGCCAAGGACCUGUCGAAGCACUUGCUGGCCGGUGCUCGCAAGAUCCGACAGCGUCUCCAGCCGGCACUGAGCAAGGCGAGAGCGAAUCCGAGCGACGAGCUGAACCUGCGCAAGCUCAACUUCCUGGACGAGACGCUGCAGGGCAUCAUCAAGCGCUUCGAGGACGAGUAUCCCGACACUCGCGAGCACGCGGAAGAAAGCCAGGUGUCAUCCCAGCCGGAGGCGGAGGUGCUCUCGUCAUCUCCACCCCCCCUGGACGACGCCGCGGCAGGCGGAUCAGACCCCGAAGACGAGGGCGAGCUCAGCGUGCGGCCCACGCUGUCACGGAACAACUCGAUCCUGGGCAAGCAGCUCGCCGAGGAAGAAGGACGGGUACACCGUGCCGGUCACCGAUUCCGAUCUGCCUUUACGGAGCACAUGGACCUCCUCACGACCAUUGACGACGUGGAAAAGGACCCAAAGCACGCGCAUGUGCUUAACGAGAUUGCCGAAGAGGUUGGCGGGGAGUUCCUGGAACUGGCCAAGAAGAAGGGUGCCGUCCAGGCUUUCAAGGAGAAUAGGGAUAUUCUCUUUGCAGCCUUGAAAGAGAGCGAUCCCGAGUAUUGGGAGCGCUUCGUCGAAGCGCAGCGCAAGGCACGAGCCAACAUCAACUUGCCGGCUGCGGAGAAGAACGAGGAAAGACUGCGACAGGCCCAGGCAGACGAGAGCGCCAUUGCCGAUUAGUUGACGGGCAGCGCAUGAUUUGUGUUUCUGUUCGCGACUACCCCCUUAUUCUGGUGCUUUACUUGAUCCCCAAAUUUUGUUUAUACCAUCGUUUUUUGUUUCUUUUUCCCCCAUGGAGGAUUUUUGGGAUUUUGGAUA